UUUACGAAGCUCUCUGUUACAGGUCGCUUAGCAUCAACAUUGAAAUUUCCUGCAAUCUUACAGGAACGAUCAUAAAGAAGCCGCCUGAGUCUCUAUCUAUCUCUCUCUAUCUCUCUAUAUAUAUAUGAAUAUAUUAUAUCACAUUAUUAUUUUAAUAAAGUAAUUUCCUGAUACUAAAAUUUGUUAUGUCUGAGUCUAGCUCUAAUUUUGCUCCACUUGAUACUCCUGAGAGCGACUAUGGGGACCUCACUAAUUUUGAGCUCUCAGAAUUUUUGACGUUUGAUGAAUGGGUUAAGGAAGAUGAUCAAUCUAUGUUGUCUCUGCUUCCUGCUUCUAAUGAUGGUAAUCUGGUUUUUAAAGCGCUGGUUAUCGGCGAGUCUGGCGAUGCUACUAGCUCUCAUCAACACCUUCCUGCUACCGGAAGAAAGGAGAAGAGGGAAGCUAAAGAAAGAGUGGCAUUCAAAACAAAAUCAGAAGUUGAGAUUCUUGAUGAUGGUUACAAGUGGAGAAAAUAUGGCAAGAAGAUCGUCAAGAGUAGCCCAAACCCAAGCAGGAAUUACUAUCGGUGCUCGAUCGAAGGCUGUCCAGUGAAGAAGAGAGUAGAAAGAGAUAGAGAUGAUCAAAAAUAUGUAAUUACAACCUAUGAGGGUGUCCAUAAUCACCCCACCGCCGGUUAAUUAAGCUUUAAGCUUUAAGCUCUUGCUUAAUUGGGUUCAUUUCUACCCAUAGACAUAGCAGCCUCACUUCCCACUUGUUAAACCUACGGUAUGGUUAACUUUUUUUUCAGUUAUCAUCGGUGGAAAUUAUGAGGAUUUCGAACCCAUAAUUUAAUACUAUAUAUAUCUAUAUAUGUAUUAACUCUUUGUAUCAUUUAAAUUUGCUCCAAUUGCUGAUAUAGCAUAUAUAAUUACUCUUUACCUAGUUUGAUCACAAUCCAACUAGUGAGCUCAUUAAUUAUCAUAAGCUCAACCACAUGCAAAUGCAACUAUAUAUAUAUAUAAAAAACUUUCCCUUA
Messenger RNA from Jatropha curcas, 1015 nucleotides. It is a transcript of the gene WRKY50, whose product is annotated as WRKY DNA-binding protein 50. NCBI's taxonomy places the organism in Eukaryota, Viridiplantae, Streptophyta, Magnoliopsida, Malpighiales, Euphorbiaceae. Gene Ontology annotation, biological process: regulation of DNA-templated transcription. Gene Ontology annotation, molecular function: DNA-binding transcription factor activity; sequence-specific DNA binding. The record is from RefSeq and is a predicted model, not a curated record.